AUGUCUUCCAAGCCAAUCAUAGUCCUGGUCCCAGGUGCCUGGGCCACUCCGGCGUUCUAUACUCUACUCUCAUCCAAUCUCUCAGAAAAGGGUCUCACCACGGAAAUCGUCUCACAUCCCUCAGCUGGUGCAGAGCCCCCCAUUAAGACUCUCGAUGAUGACGUCUCAAAUCUCCGAAGCACACUUAAACGUCUAGUCAACUCCGGCGAGGAUGCCAUCGUGGUCGCGCACUCAUACGGCGGGCUUGUUGCCUCCGGAUCCGUUCAAGGCCUUGAGAAACCAGUCCGUCAGAAUCAAGGAAAGCAAGGUGGUAUUGUGAUGAUUGUGUACAUGACCGCAUUCGUGGUCAAUGAAGGACUGAAUCUGAUUGAUGUUUGCGGGGGACAACUUCUCCCAUGGAUUAAAUGCGAUGAAAACUACACCACCCUAUCUUUCGACACCCCAUUCCACGACCUCCCCCAGGCCCAACAAUCCCACUGGACCUCUGCGCUAACGCACACUUCUCUUCCCGUUUUCUCUGGAACCGCAACAUAUGAGCCAUGGCAUGUUAUACCAACCGCGUAUAUUAUGGGUGAAGAGGAUGAGAUGCUGCCGCUGGCGGUGCAGGAGCAUAUGGUUGGGGUACUGCGGACGUCUCGUGUAUAUCGGUUGAAAUCGUCGCACUUUCCGUUUUUGAGUAUGUCGGGGAAUGUUGCUGGGAUUGUUCAGGAGUUGGUUGGGGAGAUAUGA
This is a messenger RNA of Aspergillus ruber CBS 135680, 729 nucleotides long. Its product is annotated as alpha/beta hydrolase. Bases 1 to 729 code for a protein of 242 amino acids. The record is from RefSeq and is a predicted model, not a curated record. The transcript is spliced from 2 exons. NCBI's taxonomy places the organism in Eukaryota, Fungi, Ascomycota, Eurotiomycetes, Eurotiales, Aspergillaceae.